UGCCCGUGGCUGCUGCAGCCCAGGCUGAAGACCAGCACUUGUAGUUCUUCACUAAAUGAGGAACGGGCAAAGUGGUCUUCAGAACUUAGCCUGCUCCUAAAUGAAAAGUGUUCUAAUUCUUAGAGUCAUUGUUCUUGGAUGUAGCAUGAGCUGCUGUUCUCUGAAAAUGUCAAGGCAUUCUUUAGGCAAACUGCUGAGAGGAAGGGAACAUCCCCUCCUCUCCUGGAAUUCACUUUGCAAUAUUCUUUCUGCUCUGCAAAAAGCAGAUGUUGAUAAAAAUUCAUCCCAGAUCCCAGGGUGCACUGAAUCUUUGGAAGUAUGUAAUCUUGUGCUGAAUCUCCCAAGAGAGUGUUUCUUCCCAAGAAAAUGAAGGCUCCUGAUUUUUCAGCCCUCCUUCCCGUUUGUAGAUGACAGCCGCUUGCCUUGGUGCCUGUUUGUCUUCUGAUUUCUGUCUGCUCUGAUGGUUUUUCCAUGGGCUUAGUUUCCCCUCAAGGCAACCCUGGAAAGGAGUGUGGGAGAAUCAGACUCUGUGCAGAGCUGCCUGUUUUGCUGGGGCUGCUGUUGUUGUUGUUGUUGUUGAUGUUAUCGUUAGCCAAAAGACCACAAAUUGCUCAGAGCCCCAGAGAGUGGAGCUGGGUUUCAGAUCUCCUGCAAGCUCAAUCUCUCUGUUUUGAACUUUGCUUCUUGCAUUUUGUUUCUUUCAGGGUGUGUGGUGAGUGUGGAAGAUCCAGAAAAGAAGUACACUGGAUGGGAACAUCUUGGCAGUGGGGGCUUUGGAGCUGUUUAUAAGGCCUUCGACACUGCCACAGGACAAGCGGUGGCUGUAAAGGAACUUUAUCUCCAGCACCAGGGCUGUGAGGGAGUAUUAAAAGAAAUCCUGCUCAUGAGAGAAAAUAAGAACGCCAAUAUUGUCAGCUACUUAAAAAGCUACCUUGUGGAUGAGGCUGUCCUGCUGGUGUUGGAAUAUAUGGAUGGAGGCUCCUUAGCUGAUGUGGUCACCGUGAGAAGGAUGGCUGUAGGACACAUAGCAACAGUGUGUCGGGAGUGCCUGCAAGGCCUGGCUUUCCUUCAUGCCGAGCAGGUGAUCCACAGAGACAUCAAAAGUGACAACAUCCUUCUGGGCUGGGAUGGCUCCGUCAGGCUGGGUGGGUAUUCCUGCUGA
Messenger RNA from Passer domesticus (house sparrow), 1162 nucleotides. RefSeq names its product serine/threonine-protein kinase PAK 1-like. Gene Ontology annotation, cellular component: cytoplasm. Bases 884 to 1162 code for a protein of 92 amino acids. The transcript has 5 exons. Gene Ontology annotation, biological process: regulation of MAPK cascade; protein phosphorylation; intracellular signal transduction. NCBI's taxonomy places the organism in Eukaryota, Metazoa, Chordata, Aves, Passeriformes, Passeridae. The record is from RefSeq and is a predicted model, not a curated record. Gene Ontology annotation, molecular function: protein serine/threonine kinase activity; ATP binding.